CUAAAAUUUUAAUUGUAUCAAGAAUUAUUAUAGCCUUUGCAAAAAGAAAAAGAAAUGUCCUAUACUAUUACUACAUGUUUAGUACAUAAAUAAACAAAUAAACAAUAAUUCAGUAAAUUAAUAUGAAUAUAUACUAGGGAUAGAACAUUGACCAGAACUACCCUCACGCUCUUCUCACACAAACUAACACUAAUCUUUCACUUUUAGAAUUCCUUCAAUUCAGGCACAAAUAAUCGAGGUACACAACUUGCCAACACACCAAAGCAUUUUACCACUGCGUUUAGGCCCCGCAAGAUUCGUCACAAAUCUCAACAGCUUUAUUCACAUCAUUAAUCUUGAAAACUACAAAACAAACAUUGACGUUAUAGAAUACAAUCUUGACCUUUUCGAGAAACAUAUAUUUGAACCUAACAUCGUAAGAAUAACUAAGCUAAAACUUGCAGAAUUAAAGACCAAGUUUUUAGCAUUAUACCCAAUUAAAAGACAGAGAAGAGGGCUAAUAAAUGGACUAGGUUCCGUGAUUAAAUUCAUAACGGGUAACAUGGAUGACCAAGACGCUAGAACAAUAAAUCAACAGAUAGAAAACAUUUACUCAAACCUAAACAACGUUACAUAUACACUUUCACACGAACAUUCAAUCAACUUUAAAAUGAUUGAAAGAUUCAAUAACAUAACAUCCCACAUAAAUAACGAACAGCACACAAUAGAAAGAUACAUGUUGAGCACAACUAAUAAAAUAAAACAGGAAGAGGACAUACUAUUACAAACACAAUACCUCAACCAGAUAAACUACAACAUCGACCUUCUAACACACCACUUAACAAACAUAGCUGAGGCAGUAGUUCUGUCAAAACUAAAUAUAAUUUCAAGAUUCCUCCUCAGCCCGGAAGAACUCGAAAACAUAGAAGUCAAAUUAAAACAAAAAAAUAUUGAAGUCAGAUCUAUCGAAAAUAUUUAUGAAAUGCUAGGCAUGCAAGCCUACUACAAUGAAACAAAUAUCAUUUUUAAUAUUCUUGUACCGAAUGUCUCUGAAGAAGACUAUUUUCUAUACCACAUAAUUCCUUUACCAAUAAACAUAACUAAGUUAAUAAUAACAGAACCAUAUAUAUUGUUUAAUGAAAAUUCCACACACCAUCACAAAACACUUUGCCCAUCGAUCGAAGGAACAUAUUAUUGCGGUAUACCGAUCCGACAGGAAGAAACCAAAUACUCGUUAUGUAUUGGAAACUUAAUAAACAAUAAAGAAGCAAAUUGCCCAAUUAGUGACGUUGGAAAAAGGGAAUCGAUCACACAAGUGGAACAAAACCUAAUACUUUUUAUACACUCACCAGAGACACUAAUAAAUUCUACUUGCAGUAUCAAAACUCUCACAGUAAAAGACACAGCCCUUGUGCGUUUCCAGAACUGUGACGUCUCAAUAAAUGGUAUAACAUACCACGAUGAUACCGAUGCAUAUUGGGAUCAACUCCACAUACCCCCGUUACCAAACAGCAACAUUUCCGUAAACUCCACAAUCGAAAUACUUAGUCUUCAAAAACUCGAGGAUUUCAACUUUCUAACCAACAACAGAAUUAGCAACCUGGAAAUAACCACUACAACAGUUCACUCAGUCACAACAACAACAACAUUACCUAUCACUCCGACCACAACAUCUUCAUUGUGGCCGUCGCUCUAUCUUAAGGGGGGAGGAGUUACGACACCCACCUUAUUGUCUCCACCAAAACCAGUUACGACACCCACCUUAUUAUCUCCACCAAAACCACCGAGAACGUUAACCUAUUGAUUUAGGUCAUAAUUAACGCUGAAUAACCAAUAAAUAUAUUUGUCUCAUAUAACCAAUAUCAUUGUUAGCAAUAAGAACACCAACUAAUUAAUAAGAAAUUGUUUUGUAACUUUUAUUGUAUAAUUCCAAGAAAUCUAGCUUUUACUUUAAUCAUCAUUUAUUAUAUUGUAACUUAGUUUUCUUUAAGAUUUAAAAUGAAAAUAAAAAUUAUUCUUUGUUCAGACUUCAAAUUGCAAAGAGUUAUUUUUUUUUUAAC
Stomoxys calcitrans (stable fly) is the source of this 2039-nucleotide messenger RNA. RefSeq lists its product as uncharacterized. Bases 542 to 1783 code for a protein of 413 amino acids. Lineage: Eukaryota; Metazoa; Arthropoda; Insecta; Diptera; Muscidae. The record is from RefSeq and is a predicted model, not a curated record. The transcript is spliced from 2 exons.